Messenger RNA from Acanthosepion pharaonis, 468 nucleotides. The record is from the annotation of a GenBank genome assembly. NCBI's taxonomy places the organism in Eukaryota, Metazoa, Mollusca, Cephalopoda, Sepiida, Sepiidae.
AUGCUCCUCAUUCUGCUCAAUUUUUUCUCUUUAUUUCUAUUGUUUACUUUCACAUCAUCCUUAUUUCUUUCUUUCUUUCUAUCUUUCAUUCUUUCUUUCUUUCUUUCUUUCUUUCUUUUAAAUGCUUUCUCUAGUGACACUUUCUGUGAUUCUGGACCCUUUGUUUGUUUGUUUGUUUGUUUGUUUGUUUGUUUGUUUGUUUCUUUCUUUCUUUCUUUUAUUUUUUCUUUCUUUCUUAUAAAACGAAUUAAUUGUUUCUUCCUUCUUUCCAGCCUUCCUUUCUUUCUUUCUUUCUUUCUUUCUUUCUUUCUUUCUUUCUUUCUUUCUUUCUUAUGCCCAAAUAUAGAUGAAUAUAAAGAACAAAUAUAUAAUAUUCAAAAAAAACGCUUUGACCAGUUAAUGUCCACAUUAAAAUUCGGUAUUAAUUCUUUCUUUUUGUAUUUCUUUCUUUCUUUCUUUUUUUUUUAA